Molecule: messenger RNA, 600 nt
Organism: Eimeria mitis
Lineage: Eukaryota; Apicomplexa; Conoidasida; Eucoccidiorida; Eimeriidae
Exons: 4
Coding region: 1-600 (199 amino acids)
Source: RefSeq, a predicted model, not a curated record
AUGAGCGAUGCCUUCAGACUAGCUAGCCAGCUAUCAUCUCAGAAAGCUGCUGCUGCUGCCUCUGCUUCUGCUGCUGCUGCUGCUGCUGCUGCUGGAGACCCGCAGCAGCUGCGGCGCCUCAGCGCGCUCUGGUCUUUCUCUGUUUUUAAUGGGGCUUUCGAGCUCCCCCUACAAAUUUUAUCUUCUCUCAUCAUUGCAUGCAGCAUAGCAGCAGCAAACAAAGAAACAGAAACUUCCUUUAUUCAGGUACAACAACAUACACACCAGCACUAUCAGCAACAGAAGCAGCAACAGCAACAGCAACAGCAGCAGCAGCAGCAGCAGCAGCAGCAGUGGCAGCAGCAGUGCAGGAUGUAUACGAAAAGCUCGCAGCAACACCGCCCUAUGUGUGCUGCGUCUGCCGGUUCUGCUGCACGGGGUGCCGGCCUUCUGCACCCAACUGGCACGCCGCGACUGUAUCUGCGCGCCCGGGCAGCAGAUGAGUUGAUAGUUAGCCAGGCGAAGCGUACGCCGCGUUUUUUGUUUUCGUUUGACGAUUUGUUUCAGGAGGAGCCGUCAGAAGAUUCAACUUCUCUGUUGGAGGCACAGGAUCAGGCGUGA